Messenger RNA from Aspergillus chevalieri, 717 nucleotides. RefSeq names its product LOG family protein. Gene Ontology annotation, cellular component: cytosol. The transcript is spliced from 2 exons. Lineage: Eukaryota; Fungi; Ascomycota; Eurotiomycetes; Eurotiales; Aspergillaceae. Gene Ontology annotation, molecular function: hydrolase activity, hydrolyzing N-glycosyl compounds. Bases 1 to 717 code for a protein of 238 amino acids. Gene Ontology annotation, biological process: cytokinin biosynthetic process. The record is from RefSeq and is a predicted model, not a curated record.
AUGACCCAGGAUAAACCAGCUGUCAUCUGCGUCUUCUGCGGUUCUACUGCAGGCAAAAACCCAGUGCAUCUGGAAGCAGCCCGGGCUCUGGCCUACGAGUUUCAUAAGAACAAUGUUCAACUAGUAUACGGCGGUGGCACCACGGGUCUGAUGGGUGAGAUUGCGAAGACAUUGGUCUCAUUGUCUGGGCCAAAAGCUGUGCACGGUGUGAUUCCACGAGCACUGGUCAAAGUAGCUGCAAGGAAUAGCGCUGGCGAGGACGAGACCGCCUCCGACACCACAGGAGGCAAGGCUGCCGAGCGAGUAGUCUCGGAAUUGUUGGACGGGAAUGAGAUUCCAGAGUCGAAAUUCGGUCUUACGACAAUCGUGCCAGACAUGCAUACGCGCAAGCGGCUAAUGGCCACGAAGGUGCUCGAAGGCGGGCCUGGAUCCGGGUUUGUGUCGUUAGCUGGCGGGUAUGGGACGAUUGAGGAGGUCAUGGAGAUGACGACAUGGAAUCAGCUAGGUAUCCAUCGUGUUGGCGUUGUGUUGUUGAAUAUUAAUGGCUACUGGGAUGGAGUCCUGGCAUGGGUACGGACUGCGGUGCAAGAAGGUUUUAUCAGUGGUGAGAAUGGCUCCAUCCUGACGGAGGCGCAUGACGUGAAAGACGUAUGGCCAAAGUUGGUGGAAUAUCAGUGCAGCCCUGAUCGGUACCAACUGAACUGGGGUCAGGAGUGA